GCCACGGGUGGUGGGACGGGGAUGGGUAUAAGAUUUUUAGGCGGAUAUGGAUAUGAAGGUACCAUCAUCCGCAUCCGACCCGUCCCGCGCCAUUGCCAUCCCUAAUCCAAAUUGAUAUUUCCAUCACAUCAAAUAAAAAAAAAAGAGAUAUUCCACAUUUUGGCAAUGCCCAAGAAUUUAAAAAGUAAAAAAAGAAGGAAAAAAAUCUGCUGCCCAAUGAUGAAUUGCUUCUGCAACUUUUGAACUUCCUACAUAACCGCAUUAUUCAACCAAUAUUAUCUUGAAGCUUCUUCAUCACGGUUUAUUAUUAUUCUAUACAACGUUACUGUAUGCUCUACUCCGUUCUCCGUAAUACACUACUCUCACUUUCUCUCUCACUACACUAUCAUCCCACGAAAUUACUGCACUCUUCCUACUUCAUAUUACCCUGUUAAUGAUCAGAGUAUAUGAUUAUUACUUUUAAUCUUUGUUUAUUUGUAUGAAACAUUAGGAUCAUUUCUUGUGAAAUUUUGAAAUUUUUAGGGUUCCGAUUUUUUUUUAUUUUGGUCAAAAUUUGGAUAAAUCAUGUCAGUAUCGGAGAAUACUACGAACGAUUUAAGGGUUGCAAGAAUGUUGAUGAAGAAAAUUGGCGAAACUUUUCAGGAUUUCCAGUCACAUUCCUUCUCAAUUCUUACACUCGGCGAGCAAUGGCGAAGUUUACAGAACUCACUCGGAACGAUUCACAACUCGGUGGAGGAGCGAGUCAAGGCGGUUGAGUCAAAGGAGAGAGAAAUUGACAUGAACAUGAUUAGAUUGCAGAAUUUCAAGAAGGAAGUUGAAGUGCGGCAGAAAAAGUUGGAGAUUGAGGAGAAUUUGCUGAAACAGAGGAUUGAAGGUGUGGAGAUGAGAGAGAAGCAGGUUAAGGAGUGGUGUGAGUGUUUGGAGUUGCAGAGGAGAGAGAUUGCUGAGCGUGUUGAGAAGGUGGAGGUUUGCGAGAAGCGAUUUGCUGAGAGUUUUGAGCGUAUUAAGGCGCUGGAUGUUGCGGAGGCGAGGGUUUCGGAGCGGCGGAAGGCGGUGGAGGAGAGAGAAAAUGAGGUGGAGGAGCGGCGGAGAGUGGUGGAGGAGAGAGAGAGGGAGUGUUGUGUGAGGGAGAAGGAGGCGAAGGCGGCGGUGGAGGAGGUGGGAUUGAGGGAGGUAAUGAUGAUUGAGAGAGGGGAUGGAUUGGAUGAGAGGGAGAAGAAAUUGAAGGAAUUUUCGGAAGAAUUGAAUAGGAGGUUUGUUUUGAUGGAAGAAAAGGAGGAUGAAUUGGGGUUGACAGAGAAGGAAAUUGAUGAAUUGUUCAGUGCUGUUAGAUUGAGGGAGAAGGAGAUUAAUGAAGUGAGUAGAAUGUUGGUGUCUAAAGAGAAGGGAUUGGGAUUGAAGGAGGUAGAAGUUGGGGAACGAUGGAAGGAGUUCGAGGCGAAGGAGAAGGAGAUUGAUGAACGUUGUGAAGUGUUGGAGGGUAAAGAGAAGCGAAUUUUGGGAUGUGAGGAAGAUAUGGAGUUGAAAAAGAAGGAGAUUGAUGCGCAUUUUGUGGGGUUAGAGGCUAAAGAGGAGCGAAUUCGGGAGUGUGAAGAGGUUGUGGAGUUGAAAAAGAAGAGGAUUGAUGAUCGGUUUGAAGUGUUGGAGGCUAAAGAGAAAGGAAUUCAGGAGCGUGAAGAAAGUAUUGAGUUGAAAGAGAAGGAGGUCGAUGAGCGUUGUAAAGCAAUGGAGAUGAAAGAGAGGCAAAUUCAGGAGCAUAAAGAAGCUAUGGAGUUGAAAAUGAAGGAGAUGGGUGAGCGUUGCAAGGUGUUGGAGAUGAAAGAGGAGCGAAUUCAGGAACAUAAAGAAGAUAUGGAGUUGAAAAUGAAGGAGUUGGAUGAGCGUUGUGAGGUGUUAGAGAUUAAAGAGAAGCGAAUUCAGGAGCAUGAGGAAGCUCUGAAGGUGAUAGAGAAGGGGGUUGAUGAUCGUUUUGGAGUGUUAAAGGCUAGAGAAGAGCGAAUUCAGGAGCAUGAAGAAGCUAUGGAGUUGAAAAUGAAGGAGAUGGAUAAGCAUCGUGAAUUAUUAGAGGGUGAGGAAGGUAUGAAGAUGAAAGAGAAGGAGAUUGAUGAUCGAUUUGAAGUGUUACUUGGUAAAGAAAAGGAAAUUCAAGAGCUUAAAGAAGCUGUGGAGUUUAAAGAGAACGAGAUUAAUGAUCGUUUAGAAGUGUUAGAGGCUAAAGAAAAGCAAACUCGGGAGUGGGAGUUGAAAGAGAAGGAGACUGUUGAGCGUUGUGAAAUGUUAGAAGUUAAAGAGAAGCAAAUUAGGGAGUGUGAGGAAGAUAUGGAGUUGAAAGAGAAGGAAAUGGAUUCGCGAAAGAGGUGGCUUGAGAUUAGUGAGAAAGAUGUAACCAAGCAAUGUCAAUCAGUGGAUGCAAAAGAGAAGCGAUUGAGUAAGCAAAGUAAGGUGUUGGAGUCGAAAGAGAGGCAGAUGAAUGAGCAGUGUGAAGUGUUGAAGUUGAAGGAGGAGCAAAUAAAGGAAAGCUGUGAAAAGUUGGAAUUGAAAGAGAAAGAAAUAAAAGAACUUUCACAAGCUCAGGAUUUAAAGGCGAAAGAAUUUGACAAUCGUUUUAAAGAAAUGGAGUCGAAAGAGGAGGAGAUGAAUGCGCGUUGGAGGUGGCUUGAGAGUAGUGAGAAAGACUUUGAAAAUCAAUGCCAAUUUGUAGAAGUGAAAGAGAAGCAAUUGAGUGAACAAAGUAAGGCCUUGGAUUCGAAAGAGAAACAAGUUAUGGAACUUUGCCCACAAGUAGAAGUGAAAGUAAACGAAGAUUUGAAAUUCAAGGAAAAGGAACUUAAUGAGCGUUAUGAACAAAUGGAACUGAAGGAAAAGGAGAUUAAAGAGCGUUAUCAAGCAUUGGAGACCAAAGACAAGCAAAUCACAGAGCGUCGUAAAGCAUUGGCUUUGACGGAAACUCGAAUUGAUAGUCGCAGCAUGGGCCUACAGUUUGAAGAGAAAUUAAUCAAGGAACGAUGGCGAAAAUUGGAACUCAAAAAGAAGCAAACUAAUGAGUCUGGCCAACAGGAGGAGUUACUAAAGAAGGAAAGUGAUGAGAAAUGUAUACUAUCUCGUUGUCAAUCACUAGAGCAAAAAGAGACGGAGAUUGUAAGCAGCAACUUCAAUCAAGUCAGUAAGGAGUUACCUGAUUCAAAAACCGCCAUAGCAGAAAAUGUUUUAGCUCCUUCCUCACCGGAAAUUGGUGCUGAGAUUCCCUCAUUGUGCAAAAAUAUGGACGUGGAUGGUGUGAGAUUAUGUCUAGUUAAGCAUGUGAAGGAGCUUAGUAUCUUGCAUGACAGUAUAUUGAGUGCGCUAAGGUGUGCACCUGAUCCUGGAAAGCUUGUUUUUGGUGUCUUAAAAACUUUAUACCAAUAUAAACUUCAAACCCAAGCUAGUAAAACUAGCUGCAUAUUUUUGUUGGAACUGUUGAUGGAAUUAUCACCACCAAUUACACCUGAGUUGAAAAAUGAAGCAAAAAGUAUUGCUGCUCUUUUAAAAACUAAGUUGGAGGGGAGUAAUUCUGUUAAAGACCAUUUUAAGUUCUUUCAAUUGUUAGCUAAGUUUAAACUAGCUAAAAUUUUCAAUGAUAAAGAGCUUCUCUCACUUUUUACAAUUUUUUAUGAUGGCAAUGAUGACUACAUCUACCGCUGUGAGGAGAACCUAAAUUUAUGCCGUGCUUUGGGACUUUCCAAGAAGAUCCCAGAACACAUCAGAUUUCUUAUUAAGAGUAAGAAGUGGCUUUUGGCAAUCAAGUUCAUCUGCGUUUUUAAGCUGGAAUACACUUUUCCACCAGUACCUCUGCUGGAAGAUCACUUGGAAUUUUUGAAGCAAAGAGUGAAUGAGAUCCAAAAGGAUGGAACUAAUCAAUCAAAGAUUGAAGCUGAAUCCAUGGAAUUAAAGAGUCUCCUAGAUGUAGUUAAAUGCAUUACAUAUUUUAAGCUCGAGUCGAAAUUUCCACUUGAUUCCCUUUCAUCACGCAUCGUGGAAUUGGAAAAGGAGAAAGUAAGUAGAAAACGCAACGCAGGCAAUCGGGCUUCAAGAGAGCUAGAAAAGAGAGUUCGGGCAGAGAAUUAA
Chenopodium quinoa (quinoa) is the source of this 4104-nucleotide messenger RNA. Its product is annotated as trichohyalin-like. NCBI's taxonomy places the organism in Eukaryota, Viridiplantae, Streptophyta, Magnoliopsida, Caryophyllales, Amaranthaceae. The coding region runs from base 565 to 4104 and encodes 1179 amino acids. The record is from RefSeq and is a predicted model, not a curated record. The transcript is spliced from 4 exons.